CAGAUGAUAUGGUUUCCUCGAGUUCGUGCUUGAGCCUUAGCCAUGGGAAAUGGGGAGGGACAACAGGAACCGAUGGUGGUGGUGAUGGAGCAGCAGGAGGACGAGGUGGGAGUUGGUCGAAGAGCCGAUGUUCAAUUUGGACGAGGUAAGAAGCUCGACGGCAGCGGAGGAGGGGCUAAAAACCAGAAAGAAAAAGAAAAGCCAAGGAGAGGUAUGCAAUUUCAGUUCGAUUGCCGCCGAAGUUGGAAGGGACACAACUCCCUAGCCUUAGAAAAGUCUGGGCGACGGUGUGGAGGUGGAAGUACGAGCUUCUAUGGAAGUUCAAUAACA
Linum tenue is the source of this 330-nucleotide messenger RNA. The record is from the annotation of a GenBank genome assembly. NCBI's taxonomy places the organism in Eukaryota, Viridiplantae, Streptophyta, Magnoliopsida, Malpighiales, Linaceae.